GAUGAUGAGCCUCUGUCUUCUGUCCUGGAGCAGUCUAUAGCUCUGUUGGCACCUCUCAUACUCCUGCAUGUAUUACCACAACACACACACAUACAACCCCAGUACAUUCCCCGCUCAAUUACUGCCCACCAUUACAAAUGCUACACAACAUUAUCACACACUGUACACAUCAUGUACAUUGUGUUAGGCAUGUUUCUAAUACAGCAUGUUAGACAUGGUUUAAGGUAUAUAAUGUACAGAGUUUUAACAAAGCAUGUAUGAUGUGUCUUUGUACAGUACACUUGGAAGACCAGAGGGAGGGUAGGUGGGAAGGAGAGAGAGAGAGAGAGAGAGGUGAGGAGGGGGAAGGACGAAGAGAGAGGAGAGAGGAGAGAGAGCUGCCUAUGUACCGAGGCCAAAGAUCAAUGGCAAACAGUCGGCCAAGUCAGAGGGGACGGAUUUGGACUGAGACACAGAGAAGCCAUAGUUUCCUUCACAGGCUUGCUUUCAUGUCUCACUGCUCGCACCAUGUACAUACGUACAUGUACAAUGUAUGUAAGCAGCUCAUGUACAUCACGUUGAAGUGUUGUGGGUUCGAAACCCACCAAGGGCAGCUUUUUUUCCAAUCAAAAACUGUUGUACUUGCAUUUGCGUUUAUUUGUGACCUUUUUGCUGUUACACGGACAACUCACUAUUGUCUCACAUAUCGUCUUAUAGUACUUGACCGGUAACUUCCUUAUCAAGCAGCGGAACAUUGUACAUGUAGGUCAUCCAUACACUACGUACAAAUGCUCAGUUCCUGCGACAUUACCUCUAACUCGGCUACUACAGGGCUAAUAGUAGUAUAAUACACAUUGCACUGGCAGUAAACAACACACCUGGUCCCCAGGGUUUGGUGGAUAAGGGUAAUCUGUAGGGAGAUGGAGAUAGACACAGCAGAAU
Molecule: messenger RNA, 921 nt
Organism: Geodia barretti
Lineage: Eukaryota; Metazoa; Porifera; Demospongiae; Tetractinellida; Geodiidae
Source: the annotation of a GenBank genome assembly